AUGCGUAACCAGCCAUUUCGACCAAUUCAGAACCAAAUACCUGUUCAGCAUCAGAGUAUGCCUGAAUAUAAUGGGUAUAACAUAAGUCAUACUAACCCACCAGUAAGGGUUCGAGAAGAACCGCAAGUCCAAAUGGGGAUGCCUGAUGUCCCUAAUCCUAGUGUGACUUUGGUUCACAGAAACCAAGAUGCAGAUGAAGUUGUUAGAAAUGUGCAACAAGAUAACUGUGAUGGCCAAAACAAUUUGGCUAACAUGGUUGAAACUAUACUUGCACUGAAUGGCCUUAACGUUGGGUUACAUAGGCCAAAUUUUGUAUCAACAUUUUCGGAGUAUGUACUCCAAACUGAAUUACCAACGGGUUGGAAAAUCCCUAAAUUCACGAAGUUUGCUGGUGACACUAGUGAAUCCACUGUCAAACACAUUGCUAGAUAUUUGGCAGAGGCAGGGGACUUAGCAAAUAAUGAGAAUCUAAGGAUGAAAUAUUUUCCUAAUUCUCUCACUAAGAAUGCCUUUACUUGGUUCACUACACUGCCCCCUGGUUCCAUCCAUCAUUGGACCCAAUUAGAAAGAGCUUUUCAUGAGCAAUUAUAUAUGGGAAAAUCUAAAAUUAGCCUCAAAGAAUUGUCAGUUGAAAUGGCCGCUGGUGGCCUUGACUACUCUAUUCGAAAGAAAUUAGAUACUCAACAUUUAAGGGAUAUGGCACAGUUAGCAAAUAGAGUUCGACAAGUCGAACGCCUUAAGAUAGAAAAGGCUAGAACUUCUAUGGAUCUGGUGCAGAAAGAGGUUGAUUUCCUUAACAGGUGUAAGUUAAGUAACAAAGAGGUUAUGCUAUGCCUCAGGUGCAGCGCUGUGUGCGACAAAGAGGCUACUGCAGGUCUUACUAAUUAUGUUCCUUAUGUCAAGAACAAAGGAAACUGGCCUAGGCAGAGUUUGAACAAAAGAAAAGAAAUUGUUCAAGCUCCUACAAUCCAACAGAGAUUGGGACCAAAGACUUUCGUCCCUGCCAAUCGUGUCCCUGUGAAUUAG
Molecule: messenger RNA, 1026 nt
Organism: Trifolium pratense (red clover)
Lineage: Eukaryota; Viridiplantae; Streptophyta; Magnoliopsida; Fabales; Fabaceae
Exons: 3
Coding region: 1-1026 (341 amino acids)
Source: RefSeq, a predicted model, not a curated record